UAUCUGUGUUUAUGAAUGUCCAAAUCCCAACAUUCCUCCACGCUUGUGUUUCAAACUUCACAUCUUUUUAAACCGACAAAUUCUCCGCCAAGCUGGUCGUAGGCUCUACUUCUGACUGGAAAAAAAUAUAUACAUCUACAGCAGUCCAUGUACAAUGAUGAAAGGACAGAAGCACAUACAAUCGUUCCUCGUCAUGUAUGUCGUGACUUUAUUGACAUUACAUACAUCAAAAGGACAACGCAUGACAGAGGAGACCUGCACUGUUCAGCUUCUUGUCCCUGGCCUCAAAGGAGAACCGGGGGAGAAAGCACCAAAGGGAGCCCCAGGGAGACCAGGCAGAGUGGGCCCACCGGGGAAAAUUGGUCAACCUGGGCUAAAAGGACAAAAAGGCAUUAUUGGACAUCAUGGAAAAGUGGGACCAAGUGGAAUGAAAGGCAUAAAGGGAGACAUGGGGGAUCCAGGACCAAGAGGCCCAGAUGGAGAGCCAGGUGUCCCGUGUGAGUGCACACCAAUAAGAAAGAUGAUUGGCGAAAUGGACAUCAUUGUGGCUCAGCUAUCUUCUGAACUGAAGUUCAUCAAGAAUGCACUGCCCUCCCCCGCAGCUGUCGCUGGCAUAAAAGAGACAGACAGUAAGGUGUAUCUGCUGGUGAAGGAGGAGAAACGCUACUCCGAUGCCGAGCGCUACUGCCAAGUGAGGGGAGGGCACCUGGCCAUGCCCAAGGAUGAGGGUGCCAACACGGCCUUGGCGGGCUACAUUAAGGCUGCGGGUCUAAGCAGAGUCUACAUUGGCAUUCACGAUCUGGACGUGGAAGGAGUGUUCACCUACGUGGACCGCUCUCCUAUGUCCACCUUCAGCAAAUGGAGAAAAGGGGAGCCCAAUAAUGCUUACGACGAUGAGGACUGUGCUGAGAUGGUGGCCUCUGGAGAGUGGACCGAUGUUGCGUGCCAUCCAACGAUGUAUUUUGUAUGUGAAUUUGACAAGGACACUGUCUGAGUUGGUAUUGGACUUGUGUCAAUGUGAUGCAAAACUAUAACUUUUUGUACCACAUAAAAUAAAAAUACACCUUUGAAGGUAUACUGUAAAUAUGGAUUAGAAACUGGUUAUUUGGUCGAUUGUUAACAGAAGGUUGAUAUUUAUUUAUUUUUCCAUAGAGAAUUAAGGAAUCACCAUCAUAAAGCCUUUAUUAACUGUACAGGCAUGAACGUGUUUUAUAAAGUUGUCAUUAACUAGUUUGUUAACACAAGGUCAUUAUUUAUUUCUCCAUAGAAAAUAAUGGAACUACAAAUAAUUGGUUUCAGGAUCAAAUUAUCUCCAUAAUAAAACCUUCAUAGACUGUACAAAAAUGUUACAUUUUA
Phyllopteryx taeniolatus (common seadragon) is the source of this 1356-nucleotide messenger RNA. RefSeq names its product collectin sub-family member 11 (gene colec11). The transcript is spliced from 7 exons. Lineage: Eukaryota; Metazoa; Chordata; Actinopteri; Syngnathiformes; Syngnathidae. The coding region runs from base 155 to 994 and encodes 279 amino acids. The record is from RefSeq and is a predicted model, not a curated record.